Cucurbita maxima (winter squash) is the source of this 837-nucleotide messenger RNA. Its product is annotated as 30S ribosomal protein S21, chloroplastic-like. Gene Ontology annotation, biological process: translation. Gene Ontology annotation, molecular function: structural constituent of ribosome. Gene Ontology annotation, cellular component: ribosome. Lineage: Eukaryota; Viridiplantae; Streptophyta; Magnoliopsida; Cucurbitales; Cucurbitaceae. The record is from RefSeq and is a predicted model, not a curated record. The coding region runs from base 81 to 626 and encodes 181 amino acids. The transcript has 2 exons.
CACAAACGCUAGAAGAGAUAGAGAGGAGAUGAUCGAACCCUCAAAGUUGCGAACUCUACACUGAAUUUACAGACCCAUCCAUGGCUUCUCUCUCCAGCUUCUUCUCCUUCCUCUUACCUUCAAAACCACCGCCCCCAAAGCCCCUUCAGCCCCUCAUUGCCUCUCCUUCUCCGGCGAAUCAGGCGGCUGCUCAAUUUCAGACGCUCAAAUCCAGAGAUGGAUCGGUUGCUCUAAGCCCCCAACAGGCUCCGAAACAUUCCGAGCCCUUAUCGGCGGAAUUAGCCUCCGUUAUCUGCCCCUCACUGGCCUUUGCUAAUACUAUGUUCUUCAGAUCGGCUUAUAAUGUGCAGGUGAUUGUAGAUGAUAAUGAGCCGGAGGAGCGGCUUCUGAAUAGAUUCCGGCGAGAGGUUAUGAGAGCCGGCGUGAUUCAGGAGUGUAAGAGACGGAAAUUCUUUGAAAAUCCUCAUGAUAUUAAGAAGCGCAAGUCUCGCGAGGCUGCUAAACGUAACCGCCGGAGGCGGCCACAGCAAAGAUUUACACCACAAGACAAGCAGGAUGUGCCUGCAACCAAACAGGAAGCUGAUGAUGACAACUGGGAUUUACCUGAAGAAGGCAUUCCUUAUUAACCCCAAUCCAAUCCAAUACAAUCCAAAACUUCAGCCUCACCACAAUGUUUUAAUGUUUUCUGCUCAUCUUUUGAAUUUGGGAAGCUGUUUGUACUCUGUAAUCUAAGUUGUUUUCUAUGUAAUAUCAUCUUUAGUUGACAAGUUUCUUGCAAUAUAAUAAGUAGAUGUAAUUCAUUGUGUUUCGAUCAAAUAAUCAUUUCUUGACUCGUAA